AUGUCUUCCCUCGCAAAAACAAUCGUAGCAACCGGCGUUUCAUCCGGAAUCGGCUUCGAAGCAAUCAAGCAGCUCCUCAGCCAGAGUCAACCAUACAGAGUCAUCCUCGGCGCACGCAACACCAAGAAUGCACAGAAAGCUUACGAUGAGCUCAAGUUCGACCGUGAAUCUCAUGGAGUCACUGUUCUUCCGCUGGAGUUGAAUGAUUUGAAGGGUGUCAAGUCUUUUGCGGAGCAGACGCUUGAUAAGAUUGGUAGAGAGAAGAUUGAUUACUUGUUACUCAAUGCUGGAUUGGGAGGUGUUGCUGCUGAGGGGCCGGGACCACAUGGGUCGAAGUGGUGUGAAUCUCAUAUUGUGAAUCAUCUCUCGCAGCAUUAUCUCGUACAUCUCUUGAGGGAAAAGCUGGUCGAGUCCAAGUCGAGGAUCGUGUUCGUUUCGUCCGGCGCAAUUCGACGAGUCUCUGAUCCCAGCGUACUCGACACAGAACUCAAAGCCGGAUCUGGUGCCUCCGCCAGCACGACAUACUGCAACACCAAAUUCACCGGCCUCCUGGGCGCACAGUGGUGGCGUCGCCAACUUGCCGAUAACAACGACGUGGUCGCUGUUUCACCAGGUCUCAUCCCUGGUACAGGUCUCGCGAAUCGUAUGGGCAUCAAAGCUGAUAUGGCUGACGCAAAGUCGAUCCCUGAGGGUGCACAAAGUGUCCUUGCGGCUAUGACGCGAAGUGACUUCCCUGAGGAUCGCGAUCGGAUCUUCUUGACGAGUUGGGGUGAGUGGUGGGAGAAGAGUAUCAUUGAGAAGUCGACAGAUAAGCAGUUGCAGGAUAAGUGGUGUCCCAGUAAGGAGGAGAUUGAGCGCGAGGUUGGCAUCUCAUCUUAG
Fusarium musae is the source of this 879-nucleotide messenger RNA. RefSeq lists its product as uncharacterized. Bases 1 to 879 code for a protein of 292 amino acids. Lineage: Eukaryota; Fungi; Ascomycota; Sordariomycetes; Hypocreales; Nectriaceae. The transcript is spliced from 5 exons. The record is from RefSeq and is a predicted model, not a curated record.